GUGUCAGUAUUUACGUCGCGGACUGGCUUGUGUUUGGCUGUUUCUUGCUCAGGAAUACAAUCCUAGUGCAUCAAAAGUUACUGCUGAUAUUGAUAAGAAAGUCUUAACUGUAAGGGAUUCUUAUAAUUUUAAGGAAAACAACAGAAAUAUGCAUCGGCACGACUAAUCAAACAAAAGUUUGCGUGUUUCCUUCUGUAAAAUUGGUAUCGAAGAUGGAACACAUGCUGAAAGAAUCACAGUGGAGAGGUGUCAUCCUUGACACAAUUAAGGAAGAACUGAAGAACAGUUAUCGAGACUUGCUUAAACCUGAGGUGGACCCAAGAAAACUGUGGAUUUGCGUGGCAGAUGAAGAGGAUGAUGUCCACAGUAGGAAGAAGAAAAGAAAGAUUCCGAAGGCACCAAAUCCGAACAUUGGUGUACGUAACCUGGUAAUACACAUUCAUAAUACAUCGGCAUCCACCUGCUGUAUACGUGCGGACCAUGGCGCAGGGAGAUCGACACUAGCGCACCACUUGGCAUAUACAUGGGCAACCGGAGAAGACGACAUACCGAAGCUUGAGACCUUCGAAGCAGUAUUCCUGGUAUCUGCAAGAAGCAUUGCUGGUGAACUUGGUUACAUUUCUGAGAUGUCUAGUACGUAUGAGGAGCAAAGGGAAUCCGACGAUGAUAUACGAAAUACUCAUGAUGAUGCAUAUCUUUCUGAAGUUGAGGAUUUACGACUAAACUCAAAAACACCUAUUAAAGAGUUUGGUAACCGACAUGCCGAUGAAUGUCUAUCCAUUUCUGGCGGAGAAAAAGAUGAAAUUGUGCCUUUUGUCUCACGUAGGUCACAAAUGGAGAAGGCAAUGCAUGUCCUCAUAUCAUCAUUACUGCCCAUGUCUACUGCUAUUCAUGGGCCAAAUGCCGUGUCUGACUGCGUAUCAACAAUGAAUAUUUUAUUAGUUAUCGAUGAUGCAGAAGACAUUCAACUACAUGGAUUAGAAUCCCUCCAGCAUGUAUUGAGGUGCAUGCGUGGAUCAGAUACUACAAUUAUCCUGAUGACGGAUCCCGCUGGAUAUAAACGAAUUACUCAGGCUGGGAGUUCCAAGAAUCUCAUUAAACUUGAUCUGUGUGGAUUAGGUCGUAUUGAUAUUGUUGAGGAAGCCAAGGCGUACAUGGCUGCAAAAAAAUCAAAAAUAGGCAUGGAUUUACAUGGCUCACCCUCCAUUAUCGAAAUGGUGCUAGAUACAGACGAUUCACACUUACAAAAAAGAAGCCAAACGUGCACAGAAUUUAAUGAACUGUACUUUGCUUCCCAAGAUAAAACAUCUGAACAAAACAUUCAUAAACAAGGUAACGACGAAGUUAAAGAUGAACAUAUGCAUGCAAAUUCAGAUAUUUCAAAAGAGCAAGCCAAAAUGAAUUCCAGUACAUUUUUUAACCUCCUGACAGGCAAAAACUUUGUACAUAAAUCAGGUCAUGAAAAAUAUGAGGCAUGUGGUCGGCCAAAAGGAAUUGUCGACUUUAUCUCGAGAAAUAUGUGCCGACUUGAAAAGGUAUUAAGAUUUCCUGAAAUGCUGAUAAGGACUUGUGACAUGUACAUAGAUGAUUCUGAUUUGUUUGAUGGACUCACAACAGCUACGGAUUUACUUUGGACUCUCGUACAUUGGGAAGGGGUUAAUGCUUCUUCCUCUUCUCAUCUAAAUGAGGACUUUCAAUAUUUUUCUAAUUAUCCUGAUAAUUCUGCACAUGUUAUUAGUGAAUCUACAAAGCCUCUAGUUGAACAUUUAAUGUCACGUGGAAAUUCUGAAGAUAAUUUUGAGAAUGACCUCAUCAACUCUGAUUGUUUGGUAUAUCCUAUCAAAUCACCGAGACAUUCUGGUGAUGUUUCAGAAUUUGCUCAGACAGAGAGAAACCACAAAGAAAUGGACCAAAAAUUUCAAGAGAAAAUGUAUAAUUGGCUUAUAUUUCUCGGUGAAAAGUCUCUUAUUCAUUUCAUAGAUAAUGAAAGAAUGGAAGGGGAUCAUAUUAAAGAACUGGAAACUGAAACAGAUGAAAUGUUCGGUCAUUGUAUUGCUGAACGCCUUUUGAACCGGAUUUUUAAGUCACGAGAUUUUUUUGCAAUUUCAAGUGAUUUAAAAAAUGUGGAAGCUUUUGUGACAAAGCAUUUGCAUGCAUAUAAUUCUGACGAUGAUACAUUAGAACUUGAAACACCUCAGCGCCAGGCUAUGAUUGCAGAUGGUAUUUCUCUGAACGCAACGCCCACCAAUGAAAAUUCUAUAAUCACGAGUACGUCUCAUUGCAAUGCACGAGACUAUGAAUCAGCUUCUGAAGAAGUCAAAAGCACAGAACCUAAAUUUUCUAACAGAGAUAAUACUGAGAACUCAGAGUUUGCUAUUGAUCUUGUUCUUCCUGAUCCUGAGCACUCUGAAAACCAUAGAAUGGUAUAUUUUCAUCAUUCCAAUGAAAUUUCUUCCAACUCUGACUUCUGUACGCUGGAGUGUUACGUUGAAAAUGACAGAAAUGCAGAAAACAAUGGGACUGGAUUUUCAAGUCAAGAUAUGAUUCAUACUCAAGAUGAUUCACAUUCUUCAACAUUAUGGGACGAAAUUUUGGGAGAUGAAAAUUUUCAGCAUCUUAAUGUUAUAAAUUCCAAUGACCAGCCGGAAUUUUUAGGAAGCAAAUCCUUUCAGAAUAAUAAAAUCAUGAAUCAUGAAUCUAAGGAUGUACCUAUAAGCAAACCAUUGCAUUAUGGAUGCAAUGGUGAAUCCCAUAACCCAGUAGAAACACUAGUAUCUGAAAAGUUCUUACAGGACAACCAAGAAAUGAAUCCUGAAAUAGAAAGAAAGGACAGCUUAGAGAGUGAAAAUCCUGCAUAUCCAGGUUACAAGGAACUGGAUGAUUUUAGAUCACAAAAUGAAAAUGGGAUAAAGGAUGAUAGCUUAAAACAUCAAAUAAGUAAAACUGAAGCUGAAGAAAUAGUGAAUUUGCCAGCAAAAAAUUUUGUAAAAGGUGAGAAAAUUCUGAGAGAUAUUAGAAGCUUAAGCAAAUGUAGCGAGUGUGAUGGCAGUCUAAGUUCAGAGGGUACUGAGUUUGAAUGCGAAUCUCAUAUUGAACAGGCUUGUCUUCCUGUAGAUCUCAUAGAAAAAGAUGUUGUUCAUUAUGAAAAAAAUGAAUCUCAACUACACCAAAACAAUGAAGAGAGAAAUAUUUUAGAUGAUGAUUCAAAUUGUUUUAAUGAGCGUUCUAAUAAGCUGCAGGCAAGUACAGUUUGUUGUCUUACCAUAUCAGAUAACCAGAGAGCUGAAAAUUUUGCUUCAGUCUCUGAAGACAGUCAGAGUUUUGCAAAAAGUCAUACGAGUAUAUCUCAGAAUGAAGUCUCACAAGAAAAUUAUCCAACGAAUAUAGGUUUUAUGGCCAAAGAAGAUCCAAAGUUUCAUAUGGAAGAGUCUGAUGAAACAUUAUCUCCAAGUUCAAAAGAAAACAUUAACGGAAGAGCAAAUCACCUCGAAUUGAUAAGAAAACAAACUUUAGAAAAUGAAUGGACAGAUGAUACUGACCUUCAAAAGAAAGUUAGUAAGCAAACAGACGUAUCUUGCAAUAAAACACAUGAGCAUAUUAUAAAUAGUAAUACAAAAAUAACAGAUCAGAAGUUACUGCAUGAUGAUGAGGGCUUGAGUAACGAAGAAACCUUAUGCAAUGAUAAAGUGACUAAUGAACAAACAGGAGUUGAAGUACUACUGUCAGAACAACAUCAGAUCCAGCGGCAGCAACUGCAGCAACUACAGCAACACUACCACUACCACCACCAACAGCAACAGCAACAGCAGCACCAGCAGCAGCACCACCGCUACCACGACCAACAACAACAGCAGCAGCAGCAGCAGCAGCAACAACAACAACAACAACAACAACAACAACAACAACAACAACAACAACAACAACAACGACAACAACAACAAGACGUGGAGAAACAAAAACAAUAUGGAGAGCAAGAAAAACAUGAACAACAGCAACAGCAUUUACCUGUUAAUGACAAUACAGAUGCUAUUCAACAAAAUCGUUCAAUAAAUGAAACUGAUGAUAUUAAGGAUGAGCAGCUACUGACAGAUUUGCUUAGGGAUAAAGGAUCAAAACCGGAACAAAAAUAUAAGCAGAACCAACUCCAAAAUCGAAUCACAAACAUUUUACAAAGCCUGAGGAACCGAGCUUCCUUAUCCCCGUCACCUGUACGUACUACUAGAAAUCCACUCAUGACGCAGUUCCUCGCAUCAUGGUACUUAAUUCACGAAAUUCAAUCAGGACGUAGCCUUGCAUCUCUUACAAAGGGUUCUCGUUGUUGUCUAAGACAGUUGUGCAUAUUCGCCGCUGGACUAGUAAAUCGCAUCCGCAAACUGGUCGGAUACAAUACAGAACUAAACCGUCAGCGGUUAGUCAAUUCAUUGAUCAAUUACCGAUCAGACAGCUCAUACGACUUGCCAUUUAAUAUGGAUAUAGUGGCAGAAUUUAAAUCUUAUCCAGAUUUACUCUCAUUCACUGUUGAAGCAUCUGAGUAUCCAGACGAAUGGCAUUUAAGUCUGUACGAGAUGCAGGUCAUUCCGCUCCAGGCUCUCCUACUCAACGUAUCGCCAAGCCGCAUAUUUCUAAAUGUUGAAGAGAUCCGACCAUAUUCUGAGGAAAGCCGAGUGCUGGAAUUUCUGCCAAGGGUAGAAAUCCUAGUAUGGCUAGAUAGUAGAUGUCAGUUUGAUUAUGGCAACGAAGACAGAAUGGAUAAGAUCGUUGCAUCGUUCACUGUUCACGUAGUUCUGGCCAAAGUGGAGUUGGUGUCCGGAUGCCUCAUUCACCGCACGCUCGUGGACUUGCCGUCUCAUACCACCUAUAAGAACCUAGUGUACCUUAAACUGCGGGUGCUGGAUAUACACUCACUGUCCUCCCUGCUGUGCAUUGACCGCAAACUAAAGUCUUUGUUGUGGGUGGAAGUAAAACUUGACUUCGACUGGAUAUCGGAGGAUGAAGCCCACAUUAAUAGCUUGCCUCGCUGUUCUGUGCCUCUCUUUGAUGUUUACCUUCGAGGUUGUGCAGACGAGCAUGUAGUGCGAAUGUCCACUAUUCUGAGUCUUAUGCAUCAGCGCUACUCCGGUAUUCACUUGGAAUCCACAUCGCUUACACCGGAGGGCGUUUACGUGCUCUUAAAGCAACUUAAGCAAAAGGAGAUCCGUCUCUACUCUCAUCCAACCGCCCGACAAAAGUUCCGUCGAUGGUAUUACCCACAACUUGCUGAUGAACCAGCUCCAUCCGACGACCUAGCGCGGCAGAGGCUUGGUUAUGACGAUCGAGUAUUCUACAGCAAUCACUUUGUCGAAUCCAGCACGUACGCCUCAGCGAUAGAUGCAUGGAACCUUACCUCCUUUCUGGAAGAAGAAGAGAGGAUAGUCCAUUUUGUAUAUACGACUGAAAAUCUCAAAUUUGUAAAAGGACUAAAUGGUCGUGUUGAGGCAAAGAGGAUAAACGAAUGAUAAAGCUGAGUCUGCAUUGUGAGAGACAGAAUCUUUACAUUUUUUCGUGUAGGUAAUUUUGUUUGUCUGCCUAUAUGUCUGUGUAUUGUGAUAUCGAUCGGUAUAAACUUCAGAAAGUCUAAUGUGAGAUGCCAUACAUGAUAAAAUUACAUUUCAUAAAAGACAAAGGCGUGUUGAAAUCUAGCCAAUAGCCCAGGAUGAUUAUUUCUUCUCAGUUCGGCAAAUCCCGAAGAACUUACAAAUCAAUGAAGUCUAACUAGAUCGUUCACACGGUGUCCGAGAGGCAAAUUUUCAUACUGUAGCGUUUCACCGUUUGCCUGCACUCCUAAACCGUUCAGCGUUGUUUAUUCUAGAAUAAUGUACAAGUCUAUGGAGAUCAUUAACAUCCUGGUCACCAAGCACAUGAUCACUCUCUACUUGACGUCUUCCAUCUGCAGAAAACGUAAGAGAACAAGCCCACUGAAAGUGAGCCUUAGGAAAAAAAAUCUUUAAAAGACUAACAUCACAACCUAUGUAGAGUUUCAUAUAUUUCAUCAACCAAACUUAAGAAAAAAAAUAAUAAAAUAAAUAAAUAAAUAGCUACUUCAUGCUCUCAUUAGUUUUAGCAGAAUUUUUCUGUAGUUUAUCAAGAUAUUGACACUGAGGUUAAGAUUUUAAGACUAACGUAUACCGAAGCUAUUUGGCUAGCUAUACCCACCUCUGAAUAUUAGACCCAUGCCUUUAUAUAUAUAUAUAUAUAUAUAUAUAUAUAUAUAUAUAUAUAUAUAUAUAUAUAUAUAUAUAUAUAUAU
Messenger RNA from Scylla paramamosain (green mud crab), 6285 nucleotides. RefSeq lists its product as uncharacterized. The transcript is spliced from 4 exons. The record is from RefSeq and is a predicted model, not a curated record. Bases 213 to 5495 code for a protein of 1760 amino acids. NCBI's taxonomy places the organism in Eukaryota, Metazoa, Arthropoda, Malacostraca, Decapoda, Portunidae.